Messenger RNA from Notothenia coriiceps (black rockcod), 5272 nucleotides. Its product is annotated as stromal interaction molecule 2-like. The transcript is spliced from 12 exons. Bases 528 to 3617 code for a protein of 1029 amino acids. Gene Ontology annotation, molecular function: protein binding; calcium ion binding; calcium channel regulator activity. The record is from RefSeq and is a predicted model, not a curated record. NCBI's taxonomy places the organism in Eukaryota, Metazoa, Chordata, Actinopteri, Perciformes, Nototheniidae. Gene Ontology annotation, biological process: store-operated calcium entry; intracellular calcium ion homeostasis; activation of store-operated calcium channel activity. Gene Ontology annotation, cellular component: plasma membrane; endoplasmic reticulum.
AGGAGCAGGGAAGAAAUAUUCACCAUGAGCAGGAUUAAGCUGAUUUCGUCUACAUAUUUAAACAACAUUGGCACACUUAAAAUCUGUUUCUGAGUGCAAUUUUGACUUUAAUAAUGAUGGAUGAGCGUCAGGACUUUUUUAUUCUAACUUUUUAUUAGGCCACGUUUGGAUUAAUAAUACCACUGUCUCUUAUUUUGCCGGAAUACCAAAGACCAUAUUUGGAGUAUUUUACGCACAGACUUCUUCGGAUGAUAGUACAAAUCAUGUUGGAGUCGUGUUGGAACUUUUUUCACGUUUUCAUACAAUUCAAAGUGCCAAUUACCCAGCUUGCAUGAUUUCUCAAGUGAAUCAUCGGUAUCACAUCUCGCUUGCAAGGCUGACCCUGAAAUAAUAACUCGGAUCGCUUGACGAGUGUCGCUGACUGACCGCGUUGCCUCCUAAACGGGGGUUGUUACUGUGUAUGUUCUUACUCCUUCUAUUUGAAAGAGUUUCUUAAAUCUGGACAACAGGAUUAUCUACCAUCUGCAAUGCUUCCCUUGUCCCCCCUUCUGCUCCUCGUGUUCCCCGUUGCGCUCUUUGUGGUCGCGCAAGGCGCUGGGGACCUCCAGGGCUUCACCUUCCCCGGAGGGAGCGCAGGAUUCGACCCAACAGAUCCCUGCAUGGUGGUAUAUCCACCAUGUAUGAGCGAGGCGGAUCGCUACAGCCUGGAAGCCCUUCGGAGCAUCCAUCAGAUGAUGGACGAUGAUCAAGACGGAGGGAUUGAGGUGGAGGAGAGUGUGGAGUUCAUAAUCGAGGACAUGAAGCAGCAGCAGACCAACAAACACAGCCACCUGCACAGAGAAGACCAACACAUCACAAUCGAGGAGCUAUGGAGGGGUUGGAAGUCGUCUGAAGUACAUAAUUGGACUCAAGAUGAUGUGGUUCGCUGGCUGAAGGAUUUUGUUGAGUUGCCCCAGUAUGAAAGGAACUUUAAAGACUUUAAGGUCAAUGGAAAUACACUCCCCAGGAUUGCAGCCAAUGAGCCAGCAUUUCUGAGUGGCCAUUUGAGGGUUCAGGACCAGAGAGACAAACAGAAGCUCAACAUCAAAGCUCUGGAUGUUGUAUUGUUUGGACCUCCUACACGUCCCCCUCAUAACUAUAUGAAGGACCUGUUGCUCAUUGUAUCGGUGGUGAUGGGAGUUGGAGGCUGCUGGUUUGCUGGGACCCAGAAUAAAGCAAGUAAAUGCCACAUAGCCAGGAUGAUCAAAGAUUUGGAAAGUCUUCAGAGGGCUGAACAGAGCCUCCUAGAUAUGCAGGAACAACUGGAGAGAGCACAGGAAGAAAAACGUAAUGUGGCAGAGGAAAAACAGAACCUGGAGGAGAAGAUGAGGGAUGAGAUCAUGGGGGCGCAUGAGGAGGCUUACCGACUGCACGAGCUGAGGCAGGGAGCUGUCAGUGAACUCAGCCGCCUGAGAUGGGCAGAGGAAGAGCUGGUGCAGGUCCGUGGAGCACUAAAGCAGGCAGAGAAGGACAUGCAGGCUAGCUCAAAUGCCUCAGAGACCCUCCAGCUGUGGUUGCAGCUGACACAUGAGGUAGAAGUCCAAUACUACAAUGUCAAGAGGCACAGAGCAGAAUUACAGCUUGCAAUCGCCAAGGAAGAGGCGGAGAGGAUUAAGAAGAAGAGGAGUUCUGUGUUCGGGACUCUCCAGGUCGCCCACAGCUCCUCUCUAGACCAAGUUGACCAGAAGAUCCUGGAGGCAAAGAAUGCCUUGUGUGAAGUAACAGCCUGCUUACGGGAGCGCCUCCAUCGAUGGCAGUAUAUUGAGCGCGUCUGUGGCUUUCCAAUAAUUAGGAAUCCUGGCAUAGCAAACCUCAGCGCUCAGCUCUACUCAGACUCAAUUGCUCUGGGGUUUCCCAGAGUGCCCCAACCAUCAUGGUCAUGCCACAGCUCCGUCCAUGGAUCUAUGGAGGAUCUUUUAACAGCGCCUCCUUCUCCAGCCGUACAACAUGUUCCAAUGUCACCACUGAAGGCCUCCCCUCGAACACGGGGAUCCACCAUAUGCCGGUCACGUCGUUCGGGCGUCACUCAGCCACCGGCUGCGAUGAUCUCCCCGGACCCCGACCUUCUUAUGCCUAUCAGAGCCCCAUACCCCGGCGAGGAAGGGACGCUCUUCCGGAAAACUCUAAAGAAACAAGACUCCCAAGAGAUGUUCUACGACACAGAUUAUAUGAUCUCCCCACCUCUCGGCAAAAUGUUCCCUAGCCCUUCUGUUGACACUUGCUCUCAAAAGCUCUAUCAGGAUGAUAUUGAGUUCCAUGCUGACAGCUCCGUUGCAAAGCCCUUGACUAAAGAGGCAGACGCUGUUGUUGAAAGUCCAGUUCGCAAAACUACUGUAGAAGAACUUGAAGCUUCCAUAGAUGUUUCCUGCAGAACGUCGGCAAAAGAAGAAAAGUUGAACAGUUCUUUAGAAACCCUUUCUUUGAAAAUGUCCAAAGAAGAGUCUUUAAUAGAGGGUACAUCCAGGAAAAAAUCCAGGGACAGGAGUGAAGUUCCCAUGGAUGUUUCAGUUAGAAAGGUGCUUUCCGAUGAGUUGGAUGCAGAAUUCCCAGUCAGGAAAGUAGAGAGAGAUACAAUUAAGGAUUUGAUUGACAUUGCUUCAAGGAAUGUAUACAGAGAAGUUAGUGAUUUACCUCUGGAUGUGAGAAAGAUUAUUUGGAAUGAAAUAGAUGCAACAACAGAGAAGCCUAGACCUAGAAAGAUAUCAAGGGAUAUGAUGGGGGCUUCAAUGGACAGUGCAUCAAGAAAGAUGACACAGGAUGAUGUUGAGUUUGACUCAUUGUCCAGAAGUAUUACAAGAGAUACAAUAGGAAUGUCCCUCGACACAGUUUCUAAAAAGCUUCCAUGGAAUAAAGAAGACUGCCAGCUCGAUACCUCUAUGAGGGCAUUAGCAAUGGAGAACAUGAUCGAAGCCACCAGAAUACCAUCAAGAAGGAUAUCUAGAGAUGAGCUGGAGUAUUGCACAGAUACUGCGUCCUUAAAAAUGCUACCCAGAGAGAGAUUUGAAACCCUUAUCGAUACCUCAUCCUCUACAGAGAAGCAAGAGUUUGGUUUAGGGUUGUCAACAGGUAAAAGGAUACUAAGAGAUGAACUUGAUGUGUCUGCUGGUUCUCUCAGAAGAAGAAUACCAAGAAUGCAAAGAGAUGAUAUUGACAUAGUUGAUGUACAAAUUGAUAUACCUAAACAAUCAAUACUGAGGGAGGAGUUGGGAGCAUCUGGAUCAAGUUCAUCUCCUGGUAGAAUUGGACAGCCGGACCUUAUGGCAGCCUCCCAGGCAACAUGGAAGUCGUCAUCAGAAGUUUUGACUGGCCCUUUGAGCCAGCUUGUGUAUGAUGGAAUCCUUGAGAAGUCCUGCCACUCCGUGGCUAAAAGCCCGACCAGCCUCUCUGCUUCAACAGAUGUGGAGCCACCACUGUCUCCACCAACGAUUGCUUUCCCAUCUCCUUCAUUGCACUCUGAGACUGGAGUUGAGAAGAACAAGCAUAGGGAAAAGAGCAAGAAAUCUAUGAGGUUAAAAAAUCUUUUUAAAAAGAAAGAGUCAACAACAGAGAAGCCUCAAAGUGGUCUUCAAAAACUCUAAUAAUCAGUGUUUUUAUUUUUUUAUUGAAUUUGAAAAUGAGUUUCAUAAUCUCAUUGAUAAUAUCUGGCACGGAGAGCUGAGGUUGUUUUAUUUUAUUUAUUAUAAGUCUUAGGUAUAAAUAUGGUUGAUAUGGAUGAAGAUUUUGAUGCUUGCCUAUGUCUGAAGGAUUAAAUUAAGUUGAUGAUGUCUUCUGUAUAACAGACACAAUGCUUACACUUAAUAUAAACCUCCUAUGAAAACAUUUACUGCAGGAGAGAAACUUUUUAAUUUAGUGAUUUUAUAAUCUCAGAUUUUUCAUCCUGAUCUAGGUUUGAUGCGUUUAAUGAGUAUUGAGAAUAGAGUUCUUUUCACAGUGCACUGAUUACAAUAUUGUAAUUCAGUGAAUGUAAUGACCCAGGUAAAACAGUUUCUGUAUUUGUCCAUUUCUUUCUGUUUUUCUCGCAAUUUUGAAAUGGGCCAUAUAUAAUUUUUCUAGGAUAUGAAUUUAUAACGUUAGAAUCAUAAUCUGAUUACAGUUGUGGGGUUCUUUGAUUAUGAAAUGACAUAACCACACCCUUACAGCAGAGUUGAGUUAUUUUGGUUUAGACCCGGUAAAUAAAACUAUGUAAGGAUGUUUUUCUGACUUUAUAUUGUAUUGUUUCUUAUUUAGUCUUGACUAUAUAUUGUUUCUCAGGAUUUAGUUGGGAUUUAAAACCACGUUUUCAGGGGGCUUAGAUAUGUUUAAAAGCUGAAAAGGUCUGCACUACAAACAUAUGGCCUGCAGCCAAUUAAUACGAAUGAUGUAACAAAUAAGAAAGCAAUACUUUAAAUGCUUUCUUGUAAUAUUUUGUAAGGAUAGAUCAUGUUUUUGUUUUUUCAUUGAAAAAGGUUUGGAUACUUUAAGUGUGGUCAGCCUUCAGAUUGUUGCUAAAAUAGGUACAAAAUAUGUAUUUUUAUCACAUUGUUUCCUGUUUUUAUUUAUUUUGUAAGCUUGGAAAUGGGUAAACCAACCUUAACAUUGCCUAUAUCGACCCAUUUAAAAAAGAAUCUGUCCUCAUUCUGUUCCUAUGGAUCGGCCUUGGACAUCCCACACAUUUUGAAAAUGUUGUCCUUUGAUUUGCCAGAUGCUUAUGAAUAUUUUGCUUGCUAGCUGUUUUUUGGGUGCAUUUUAAUGCACAUUUUGAAUGUUCAAAUAGUUUAUUUGAUUUGCUUUUAUAUUUUUGUCAAGCAUACAGGCAGAACCUUAAGUCUAUUUUUAUUCAUAGUAUUCAUGACAUUUUGUGUGUGUGUUUGUUUAGAAAUAUCUGAAUACAAUGUUUUCGAUUGUCUUUUAUAUGGACAAGCACUUUAUUGGAAUAUGAAUGUAAGAUUACAAAGGGCUGUCUUUGAUAUACUAACAAGUAAUGAGAGUAAAGUUAGAAUCUUAACAUUGCCAGCAUGGUUAAACAUUUGUGAGAGCAAUAUGACAUAAUAAAUUGCAGUUUAAGAAUGAACAUAAAUGUCAUUUAUUAUGCAAAAUCCACGUUUUCAUGUCUUUUAUACAUAAACAUGUGUCCCCUCUGUGUAAAGAUAUUCUGAAAGUUUCAGCAAAAAAGAUUAGCUCANUUUUUGUCCUGAUCCAUUUCUAUAAAAACCUGUCUGAAAAUGAGCUGAUCAGAUUUUGGCCACUUUAUGAU